AUGGUUUUACCAAAUAAAUUAACUGUAAUUGAUUCAGUUGGCAAUAAUCCAAGUACAUGCAUUCUGCAAGAUCCUGUAUACUUAAUAGCCGAUUAUCCCCUAACAACUGCAUAUGAUUCAGCAAAUCCUCAGCCAGACCAAUGUGGAGUUUCAGACACUAAUACUUAUACCCCAAUUAUGCCUAAUGUAAGAUUCAAAGACCUUAAUUUUCAAAUUGGAAAAAAUCAAAAUCCUAAUGCUUCUUAUAGCUCUGCUAAUGUGGGUUCCAUUUAA
This is a messenger RNA of Blepharisma stoltei, 273 nucleotides long. Lineage: Eukaryota; Ciliophora; Heterotrichea; Heterotrichida; Blepharismidae. The record is from the annotation of a GenBank genome assembly.